ACUGACAGCCGCCGACCGUUCUGCAUUCGUGUACACUUCACUCUUCGACUCGACUUUGCGUUGUAGCAAACUUUCUCCGUGAAAAACUAACUAAAAAUGGGCUCUGGAAAACAACAGAAAGUGCAGUCCUCUGGCUUCACCAAGGAGGAGGAGCUGCUGCUUCAGGACUUCAGCAGGAAUGUGAGCACCAAGUCAUCGGCUCUGUUUUACGGCAAUGCUUUUAUCGUCUCGGCGGUGCCUAUCUGGCUCUUCUGGCGCAUCCACAACAUGGACUUGUGGCCCAGCUCCAUCCUGUUCGUGUUGGUGACCGCCGCUAGCACCUACCUGAUGGCCACCGCCUACAAGAACAUCAAGUUCCAGCUGAAGCAUAAGAUUGCCGGACGCAGGGAAGAGGCCGUCACCCGAGAGGUGAACCGUCAGCUGGGUGACGACAAGAAGGUUACCCGCAAGGAGAAGGACGAGCGCAUCCUGUGGAAGAAGAACGAGGUGGCUGACUACGAGGCCACCACCUUCUCCAUCUUCUACAACAACGCCAUCUACCUGGCCGUGAUUAUCUUCAUCAGCUUCUUCCUGCUGAAGAACUCCACGCCGUUCGUCAACUACAUCUUCUCCGUGGGCAUUGCCAGCGGCGCCCUGGCGCUCUUCUCCACCAGUGCCCAAACGAACUGAACUCCAUGUCACCCCAUGUUCAUGUAAUCGUAAUUUAAGGCCCUUUAAGAGAUUCCCUUGGACAGCGGUAGAGAAUUCCGUUCAUAACUCGAUCCCUAGGGGCGGCUGGUCCGUUGUUCAUCCUCCAGCCCACUUGGAUCGAUAGUACCAGCAGUGCGAACAUAGAAAUUUUAUAUUGUAUACACCGAUUUGUUGUCUUUCUUGUAGAAAGCUGAUCCACUUCCAUUUUCAAAUGAUUUAAUAAAUUGUAAAAUUAAAA
This is a messenger RNA of Drosophila bipectinata, 928 nucleotides long. Its product is annotated as translocon-associated protein subunit gamma. The record is from RefSeq and is a predicted model, not a curated record. Gene Ontology annotation, biological process: SRP-dependent cotranslational protein targeting to membrane. Gene Ontology annotation, cellular component: endoplasmic reticulum; membrane. Lineage: Eukaryota; Metazoa; Arthropoda; Insecta; Diptera; Drosophilidae.